Molecule: messenger RNA, 1627 nt
Organism: Somion occarium
Lineage: Eukaryota; Fungi; Basidiomycota; Agaricomycetes; Polyporales; Cerrenaceae
Source: the annotation of a GenBank genome assembly
GUCUCCUGGAAAACAGAAGCAAAGAACCUUCCCAACUUCUACAGUAACAAGCGCACCGAAUUUUGCGGUAUGAUGGUCAAAUUUCUUCCUGUCUUCCAUCACAAACGGCCCCCCUCAACGCCUGGAUCCUCGGUACUGGCCGGCCCCGGCCUUGGGUAGUAACCAUAAGUAUCGAAUGAUCACUCGGGAGAAUCUUCCCACUCAUGUGACAUUGUCGUUGCCUGACGAGCACAAUUGCUUAAAUCCUGCCCUUGUCGGAAGCCUGUGUCGUCUUCUGAAAGGUCCUCCUAGCUCCUCGUUUUCAGCACGAGAGCUUUCAUCGCAUCCUUUACCAUGGCUGCCGCACCAGAGCCAACGGUCGAUGGACUGCUGGGCGGUCUAGUUAUCUGUUUCUGCUUCGUGUUCAUGCUGUAUGGCGUCACAGUAACACAGUCAUAUGUCUACAUGCUGAACUGCAAGGAUGACCCAAAGUGGAUGAAGUUAUUGGUCGCGACGGUACUGAUCCUUGAGAGUCUCCAUAGCGCAUUCGCGAUGCGGUUUCUCUACUAUUCCGUGAUCAUUGCAUUCGGUAGCGUGGAACUAGUAGGACAAAUCGAUUGGAGUCUAGGACCUGUCAUCCUACUAGAAAAUGCUAUUGUUGCCGCGGUUGAAGGUUUCUUUAUCCGCCGCAUGUGGAUCCUGAGUAACCAUUCAUACGUUCUAACUUUCGGCACCGCAUUUUUGCUGUGCGCCCGUAUUGGCUGCCACACAACUGCUGCUGUCUUCGCACUCACGUCCGGAACCUGGGCUGACUUCCAAGCUGCCCCUGGCCCGAAUAUCACAGUGGAGGUUUCAAACGCACUUUCCGCAGCUGUCGAUGCCAUCAUUGCUACGAGUAUGAUAUACUAUCUGCAUCGGGGACAGUCUGGUCAAGCAAGGACCGACGGUGUUGUGAAAUGGCUGAUGUCCUAUGCUAUCAACUCGGGUGCCAUGAUGAUGAUUGUUUCUUUGGCUAUUGCAAUCACGUAUGUGAAAGUCAAGGAGAGUCUUCUCUUCCUGGGUUUGGUUAUGAUUGUCAGCAAGCUGUACGCCAAUUCGUUGCUGGGAACACUCAAUGCAAGACAACUUCUUCGCAGCAAGACUGCUCGUGCGGCUGGAGUUGGCGGAUCCAGUAGAUCGAACGCGUACGAGCUGUCCAAGAUCCAAGUCACAUCAUCUGGACAGAUGCGGCCUAUUGAGAUCUAUCGAGAGAAGACUCAAGUCACCGACGCCGUCGCGCCUUUCGAGGACGAUGAACUUUCUCAAGGGAAGCAACCGUCAUUGAACCCUGUAUAGAUUUUAUUCCGUAUCAGUGCACUUACCGACCUCAUAUCGGUCUUGCCUCCUGUUACACCCUGCCAUUCGCUUGCUAUUCCGUCGGUCUUUAUGCUUAUCAUUGGAAUUUUCGUGGGCCUCUAUCUCAUGCAUCAAUAAUAUUACACGCAACCAAAACUGUGGUCUCGAUAACCCUUCAUGAUCUCGGGAUGGAGGUUUCUUCACGAAUUAGACGGAUUUUUGUUUUAUUGUACUGAUAUCUUCCAGGAAGUACCCUACGUAGACGUCGGUCAUUGGCCGCAUUCAAGAAUCAGUACGCGCUUCGUUCUGUAUU